AUGCGUAUAGAAAAUGAUUUAAAAGCAAAUAAUGUUUCCUCAUUUCGAUUUACAUCGUAUUCAUCAAUAUUAAUUAUGCAGUGUGAACAACUUCUAUCAAUUGUUUCAAAUCGAACAGCGUUUUCAAAUAAUCAACAAUUAGCACCACCAUAUAUACGACAAUUAUUAGCGAGACAUAACUUGACAUUACGCUUACCUAAAACUAUGCCGGAAUGUGUUCUUGAAUUAAGUCGUCUUAUGAACAGCACAAAUGAAUUUGAUAUAUCUAAUAAAAAAGUUCAACAAAACUACGGUAUACAAGAGCGAUCACGUUCAUUAAUUAUAUUUGUUUUUCUUAUUGCAUUUGUUUCGCUUAUAUCAAUUAUUGGAAAUUUAUGUUUAGCAAAAGUCAUUUAUUCGAAACGUUUUCGUUUAUUACAAACGGAUAGAAUCGUUUUAUGUCUUGCAUUAAGUGAACUGUGUCUUGUUUUGAUUGAUUCACCAACAGAAAUUUAUCGAUUUCUUUCAUAUUCAUUUUCACAAACAUGGCUUUGUCGUUUUCAUACAUUUUUUGAAUCGUUAUUUUCAUCGUGUAUUAUCUUCUAUCAUUUACUAGGAGCAUUUGAUCGUUUUGUUUACAUUCAUGGUCAUGCAUUAUCAAAAGAAUCAUCAUCAUCAAACUGGUGUCGUCGUAUAUCAACAAAAUCAGGCUCAAUUAUAUUAUUAAUUUUACCUAUAUUAUGUAGUUUACCUAUAGCUAUUUGUAAUUUACUUCAUGCACAUGUUUUACGAACAUCACCAAGAAUGAAAAUCUGUAUUGUACAAUAUACACAUGGAAUUUUAAUAAGUUUUUUAAUAUUUUUCUAUAUAUUACCAUUAUUAUUUUCAUUUUUUCUUCAUGCUAAAUUAAUCUAUUUUAUACGCGCUAAACAUCAUCGACGUUAUAUAACAAAAAGAAAACCAUCUAAUAGAUUAUCGAUGAGACAUAAUGAUACAUUAGCUUCACAAAUGAUCGUACAGAAAAAACGACGUGGACAAAAUCAAAAUGUUUUUAUUAAUGAUCCACAAGUCUUACAACUAAAAAUGAUGAAUACAAAAACACUCAAUAGAAAUAUUGUUAUGUCUAAUAAUAAUACAAUUGUAAACGCAAUGGGUGUCGGCAACACAUCAACAACAACUGGCCAACGUACUAGAAAACAUAAUCCAUCGAAUUCUUCAACAUCAAGUCGUUCAUCAACUCGAACAACUUUUGCAUCACCAGCAUCGCCACCCAUAAAUUAUGCCAACAGUAUACGAGCAAAUGCUAAUGCAAAACGUACAGUAGUUUUACUUGUUUUAUUACUUUCAUUUUAUGUCCUCUGUUGGGCUCCAUACAAUAUUUAUACAUGGCAUCGUGCUUAUCAAUUGACAGCAAAAACUCAAAAUCACACUUUAUCGAAUCCUACAUUAUCAUUUGAUUUCAAUCAAACAGUUGCAUCAUUAACCUAUAAUAUCCAUGCGGAUUUACGUCGAUUUAUAUUUAUUAAUUAUUCAUUAUAUCUUUUAUCUAUGAUAUCGAUGUGUUUUAGUUUUAUAUUUUAUUUCUCACUUAAUAAACAAGCACGUCAGGAAUUUUCACGUAUUAUUACUUGUAUAUGUCCAAGAUUUGUUGUCAAUCGUAAUGAAAUACAGAGACAACAAUAUCCCAGACAAGAAUAUAAAGGAGCAAGAUGUUUACAAUAUCAUAAAAACUAUGAAAAAAAUUAUCAACGAAAUAACCAAAUAUUAUCAUGUCCACCAAAUAAUGAUCAACAAGCAAAAGCAGCGAAACUUAAUCUUUAUCCAAUGAUUACAUCACCGACGCCAAUACAUGAACAAAAUAAUGAAAAACAUAAAUUUUUCUCAACCGUAAUUUGA
Messenger RNA from Rotaria sp. Silwood2, 1875 nucleotides. NCBI's taxonomy places the organism in Eukaryota, Metazoa, Rotifera, Eurotatoria, Philodinida, Philodinidae. The record is from the annotation of a GenBank genome assembly.